Diversispora eburnea is the source of this 744-nucleotide messenger RNA. The record is from the annotation of a GenBank genome assembly. Lineage: Eukaryota; Fungi; Glomeromycota; Glomeromycetes; Diversisporales; Diversisporaceae.
AUGGCUAUUACGACUCUUGCCCGUCUAAUUUUAACAGAAUUAGCAGGAUUAACAGACCAGAGUCAAGUGAGAGCGCCACUACUUCCAAUACAUCCACUACCCCAAUUACCUCCAUUUCAUCGAAUCAAAGCUCCGCCAAUUAUGGUGGGAGGAGGGCAACAUACACCCACAAGCGAAAUGGGAAGAGGCCGAGUAAGUUCCAUCAUGCUUAAUCUGAUGUUAACUGAUAUUUUACGAACUAGUAACUCAUAUAAACCAAUUUUCGCUUAUUACAUAAGACUUCCAUACAUUCUUGCUGAGGGAAUUACAUUAGAGGAGUACGAAGAACGCACAGACAAGUUUAACAUCCGUGGUCUUUGGGAAUGGGUCGAUUAUAAAGUCAUUAUUUACGAAAUUCCAACAAAGCACCACGAAACUUUUAUUACUUCGAUCUCUACAGAAAUUAUGAUGCAAUGUGCUCUUGUUAGAGGAACUGAUGCCAGAACUCGAGCUGACAAUUCUGGCAAAGAAGCCGAUGCAUGUUUUCGCCCUUCAAAACCCCUGGUGCAAUCACCAAACGGGAGCGAUGGAGAGAAAGAACCUUGGCCAAAUAUUGUCGUUGAAGUUGCAUAUUCUGAGAGCGAACAACAUGUCCUGGAAAAGGUGCAUAAUUAUUGGUUACGUAAUCAUAGUCGUGUCCAUGAUGCAAUAGUCAUCAAGAUCGAUCCAGUUUCUGAGAAGUACGAACCGCCUACACGCAUGCAG